AUGGCUGCCGAAAUUAAUCAGCAUCCGUCAUCGUCGGCCACACCGAGUAAUUAUCGUCGGCCAGGUAAAUUUUCACUUUGUGGGUAGUAUUGAUCAUGGUUUCAGAGCUUGUGUACAAGGUUGAAGGCCAAGUCGCCCGAAUCAUCAGGUUCAUAAUCUUGGAGAAGGAGGAAGGUUUUAUUAUAAUAAGCGAGGACAAAAGCUUGCGGAUUCUCCUGAAGCGAGACAAUGGCCAGUUUUGGCCGUCGGUUAUCGAAUACCUUCCCAAUCUUCCAACUUGUAUCUUUAUGAAUGAGUCAGCACGCCUGUAUGUUAUGAAUUUGUUUACGAUUUUUGCCUUUUAGGCUGUUUGUCGGUUUGGUGAGCGGCGCGGUGUAUCAGUAUCAGAUUAGUGAAGAUCUGAAUUCUCUGGAAUUGAUCAGGAGGUAUAAUGUACACACAAAUGCCGUUUCUGGAGUGGCCUUUUCAGCUUUGGGCAAGGAGAUAUUCAGCUGCAGUAGAGAUAAGACUUUGAUAUGGCAUUCCGCUGACACAGGUAGCAAGAUCGGUUCGUAUAAUGUGGGUUGUCCCUGCUCAGUCAUGCAAUUUGAUGCUACCACCAAUUUUGCUUUCAUUGGCGAUGUCAAUGGGAACGUGUAUGUCCUGAGAAUUAGUGGUGUUGCUGCUCAGCUUGUCAGUAAACUCAGUGCCCAUACAGGUAGUGUAGAAUUCCAUCGCUAAUUGCUAAAAAAAGUCCAAAUGUGAUGUCAUGUUUUAGGAGCUAUAACCGAUUUGUCAUGGGAUUCUACUCGACAGUUAUUGUUCUCAGCCAGUACGGAUGCUCUAGUAAUUAUGUGGGACAUUGGAGGAAAGCAAGGCCAAUGCUACGAGCUUAAGUAAGUCCCCCGUUUAUGUUUAUCGUAGUUUAGUGGUCACGACUCAAAGCUCAGUUCUCUGGCGUUAGCCCCUAGAAAGAACAAAUUAUUUUCGGUUGAUGACACCGGCCACUUGAUGUGUUGGGAUUUGAAUGCGAAGAGAAUCAUGGCACCAGCAUGGAAGGACUCCGAUAACUGCCAGUUAUGUGAUGUUCCCUUCUUCUGGAAUGUUAAGGUUAUGUGGGAUCGUAAAGUAAGUGCCAAGAAAUAGGAUUUUCAACGUUUAGGUGGUUGGCGUCAGACGGCAUCAUUGCCGAACCUGUGGGAUGUCUGUUUGUGACAAUUGUUGCAGCCACCGGACUAUCUUCCCAGCGAUGGGAUUUGAAAAGCCAGCCAGAAUCUGCCGGACGUGCAAGAAGAAGAUGGAAGAGUAUCCUGACAAGUUCGAGUAAGUCAUUGAUCGUUUCUUUAAGCCUGCUUUAAAUAGUUUGACACCAUUGGCUACGAUCAGCGAGCUUAGGCAAGGCGUGGUGGACAUGCAUCUACAUUCCGAAGGCUCAAAGUUGGCCACGAUAGGAUAUGAUCGAACUAUUCUCGUCUGGGAUAUUACCCAGGUCUUCUAA
Messenger RNA from Bursaphelenchus xylophilus (pine wood nematode), 1477 nucleotides. NCBI's taxonomy places the organism in Eukaryota, Metazoa, Nematoda, Chromadorea, Rhabditida, Aphelenchoididae. The record is from the annotation of a GenBank genome assembly.